CGUGUCCCGGAUGGUCGCGGGGCCGAGGGCUCGGCGGGCGCUGACCCCGGGUCAAGGCCAGGGAGCCCCCGGCCCCGCCGCGGAGGUGGGGAGUGGGCGAGUCCCGCGUGGAGGCAGAGUGCCCCCGGAAUGUGGGUGCGGAUAAGGAGCGUGCCCGCACGUGCGGGCGCCUGGCAGCCUCGUCAGCCGCAGGGCUGAGCCGCAGAAGGAAAGCGAUGUUCGGGUUCCCCGCUGCAAGGCAGGACAGCGGCGCGGCGGUGGCUGACCGGGCUCCGCGUGGGCACCAGGGAUUCGUGCCAGGCAUGCCCGGGGGCUUCAGCUGGUGACGCCGCUGGUUAUGGCAGUAACAGCGGAGCCAAGGGCGUGAUUAUAUCGGGAGAAGCAGAAAACGCUUUGGACAACCUACGACGCUCAUUCAGGUUAAGAACGCUUGAAAUGUAGUUGAGAGCCCUCUGCCUUCCGGAAGCCAGCUCUGUGCAUGCAGGUCUUAGGUCACCCUCCUGCCUAGGAAGAGAAGGGAAAGACAUCUCCAUCUCUGGGAUCCUUCUUCCUCCUCAGCUGAGCCUGCAGAGGACCAAGGCCCUGCCCAAGUAGGGAGCCUGGAACCAGAGGGAAUGGCCCCUGGGAGCCACAGACCCCCAGCCCAGGGGUUGGUGACAUUCAAGGAUGUGGUUGUGGACUUCACCCCAGAGGAGUGGGGCCUCUUGGACCAUUCUCAGAAAGAGCUGUACAAGGAGGUCAUGGGGGAGAAUGCCCGGAACCUGUUGUCCCUGGGACUUCCAGUUCCCAGGGAAGAUUCAAUCUCCCAUUUGGGACAAGGAGAAGCACCAUGGAUGCUAGAGAUAGAAGACCCCAGAACCUCCUGUCCAGGUGGAAAAAUGGGGCUUGAAAUGAGGGAGACAGCUGCCAAGCUGAGUAUUUCUGUGGAAGAAUCACAACAGCCAAGAUUCAGGAAUAAUGGUCAUUGCAACCUCAGUGUGAGAGAAAUCAAUGACUCUGAUACCAAGAAAGAGGAAAAACAAAAGAGUCACUGUGAAUUUCAUAAAGGUAGAAAGAGUUUCAGGCAAUGUUCAUUCCUAAUUCACUGUAAGGCAAGGGACUCAGAGAAUGGCUGUUGUCAGGAUAGUAAACAUAAGGAAUACUUUACUGAGCUGAGAGAGCUUGUUGAGUCUCAGGAGAAGACUCCUGAAGUGCAAACUUAUCAAUGUAAUCGAUGUGAGAUGGCCUUCAGCUUAAAAUCAAAGCUUAUUAGACAUCAGAAAAAUCACACUGAAGAAAUGCUUUGUACACAUAAUGACAGUGAGAAGGCCUUCAGCCAUAAUUCAAAGCUCAUUGACCACCAGAAAAUUCACAAUGGAAAGACAGAUUAUGAAUGUAAUGAACAUGGUAAAGCACUUAAGGGACUAUCACCACUUAUUUGCCAUCAGAAAUUUCAUACUAAUGAAAAGCUACAUAAGUGUAUGCAAUGUGGAAAAGUCUUCGGGCGACAGUCAUCCCUUAUUUCCCACCACAGAACUCAUACUGGAGAGAAAUCUCAUGAGUGUGGUAAAGCUUUCAGUGAAAACUCAUCUCUUAUUGUACAUCAGAGAAGAAAGAAAUCCUUUGAAUGUAAUCAGUGUGGAAAGACUUUCAAACAGAGCUCUAGUCUUACUGUACAUCAGAGAAUCCACACUGGAGAGAAACCUUAUGAAUGUAAUCAAUGUGGAAGGGCUUUCAGAUGUAGUUCUAAUCUUGUUCUACAUCAGAGAAUCCACACUGGAGAGAAACCCUGUAACUGUAUUCAGUGUGGAAAGACUUUCAGAUGCAGUUCUAGUCUAGCUAAACAUCAGAGAAUUCACACUGGAGAAAAACCUUAUGAGUGUUAUCAAUGUGGAAAGACUUUCAGACAGAGCUCCAACUUUGCUGAGCAUCAGAAAAUCCACACUGGAGAGAAACCAUAUGUAUGUAAUCAAUGUGGAAGGACUUUCAGAUGCAACUCCAAUCUUGCUCUACAUCAGCGAAUCCAUACUGGAGAAAAACCUUAUAAAUGUAAUCGGUGUGGAAAGACUUUCAGACAGAGCUCUGGUUUUGCUGAGCAUCAAAAAAUCCACACUGGAGAGAAACCUUAUGAAUGCAGUCAAUGUGGAAAGACUUUCAGAUGCAACUCUAAUCUUGUUCUACAUCAGAGAAUCCACACUGGAGAAAAACCUUAUAAAUGUAGUCAUUGUGGAAAGACUUUCAGACAGAGCUCUAGUCUUACUGAUCAUCAGAGAAUUCACACUGGAGAGAAACCUUAUGACUGUAAUCAGUGUGGAAAGGCUUUCAGAUGCAGAUCUAGUCUUGCUUUACAUCAGAGAAUCCACACUGGACAGAAGCCUCAUGAGUGUCAUGAGUGUGGUAAAGCUUUUAUUGAACACUCCUCCCUUAUUGUACAUCAGAGAAUCCACACUGGAGAGAAACCUUAUCUAUGUAAUCAGUGUGGAAAGACUUUUACACAGAGUUCCAGUCUUGCUUUACAUCAGAGAAUCCACAGUGGAGAGAAACCUUAUAAAUGUAAUCAAUGUGGAAAGACUUUUACAAACACAUCCAAUCUUGCUCUACAUCAGAGAGUCCACACUGGAAAGAAACCUUAUGAAUGCAAUCAUUGUGGAAAGACUUUUACACAAACCUCCAAUCUUGCUGAACAUAAGAGAAUCCAUACUGGAGAGAAACCUUAUGAAUGUAAUCAUUGUGGAAAGACUUUCAGAUGCAGCUCCAGUCUUGUUGAUCAUGAGAGAAUCCACACUGGAGAGAAACCUUAUGAAUGUAAUCAGUGUGGAAAGGCUUUCAGAUGCAGCUCCAAUCUGGGUAAACAUCAGAAAAUCCACACUGGAGAGAAACCGUAUGACUGUAAUCUAUGUGGAAAGACUUUUAGACACAGCUCCAGUCUUGCUCUACAUCAGAGAACCCACACUGGAGAGAAACCUCAUGAAUGUCAUGAAUGUGGCAAAUCUUUUAGGGAUCACUCAUCUCUUAUUGUACAUCAGAGAAUCCACACUGGAGACAAACCUUAUGAAUGUAAUCUGUGUGUUAAAACCUUCCGGCAACAGUCAUCCCUUAUUUCCCAUAGGAGAAUUCAUAGGAGAUAUGAACCGUAUCAGUGUAAUAAAUGAGGAAAGGCAUUAAGAUGGACUAUAAAUCUUGUCAAACAUCAUAAAAUUCAUUCUGCCCACGUGCUUAAUAGAAGACCUCUUGCUUCACCGUAGACCUCAUUAGACAACCCAAAUUUCAUACUGUGAAUAAAGCCCUAUAGGUGUAAUGGAUUUUUCUCUGAAAUGCUACUGUUUUCAAUUCUCAAUAAUAGUCCAUAUCAUUCAUAUACAGUAACUUCAUUAGCUGUUCCCCAAUUGAUUAAUACUCACUUGUUUCCUGUUCUUUGUUGACACAAGUAAUUCUUAUAAAAAUAUUUUGGUAACUGUUCGACAUUUGUUUCCGUAAUGAUUUCUUUAGGAUAAUAGGUGGUACAGUGGAUACAGUGUUGCU
This is a messenger RNA of Phascolarctos cinereus (koala), 3501 nucleotides long. RefSeq lists its product as uncharacterized. Gene Ontology annotation, biological process: regulation of DNA-templated transcription. The record is from RefSeq and is a predicted model, not a curated record. NCBI's taxonomy places the organism in Eukaryota, Metazoa, Chordata, Mammalia, Diprotodontia, Phascolarctidae. Gene Ontology annotation, molecular function: RNA polymerase II cis-regulatory region sequence-specific DNA binding; DNA-binding transcription factor activity, RNA polymerase II-specific.